AAUGCAUUAUACUGUUAUUUAACGUUAAAUUAGUAAGAUUCAAUAAAUAAAAAGAGGAGUAGCAGAAUUUGAUUUCUUUUUAGAUGGAAAUAUUAUUUAAUUUACUAAAUCAUAAACUUUUGGUUAAUUAGAUAUUGUCACUGAUACAGUUAUAGAUGUAAAAAUUAGAUGGUCAGGAGGCUUAUUCAAUAAUCAUAUGCUGUUAUUGUAAUAAGAUUCAUGA
Paramecium primaurelia is the source of this 223-nucleotide messenger RNA. NCBI's taxonomy places the organism in Eukaryota, Ciliophora, Oligohymenophorea, Peniculida, Parameciidae. The record is from the annotation of a GenBank genome assembly.